This is a messenger RNA of Phragmites australis (common reed), 1245 nucleotides long. RefSeq names its product histone-lysine N-methyltransferase, H3 lysine-9 specific SUVH3-like. The record is from RefSeq and is a predicted model, not a curated record. Lineage: Eukaryota; Viridiplantae; Streptophyta; Magnoliopsida; Poales; Poaceae. Gene Ontology annotation, cellular component: nucleus. Gene Ontology annotation, molecular function: histone methyltransferase activity; protein binding; zinc ion binding.
UUACAUGCACCUGCCAUGGCUGGUAUUGAUUACAUUUCUGCUAAGCAUGUUGGAAGAGAUGAGACUGCAGCCGUUAGCAUUAUCUCAUCUGGUGGUUAUGAGAAUGAUGACCAUGACACAGAUGUUUUGGUGUACACAGGCCAGGGAGGCAAUAGUCGGCACAAGGAGAAGCUUGAAAGGGGUAACCUUGCUCUCAUGAACAGCAUCAAAAUGAAAAACCUGAUCCGUGUUGUGCGCAGCGCACAGGACCCCUUCUGUAACUCCGGGAAAAUUUACAUUUAUGAUGGGCUCUAUCACAUUGAAGAUUCUUGGAUGGACACAGCAAAGAAUGGUUUUAGUGUUUUUAAGUACAAGCUGAGAAUGGAAGCAGGGCAGCCAGAUGGAAUUUCAGUUUGGAAGAUGACAGAAACGAAAGAAAAUCCUGCCACAAGAAACAAGGUUAUACUUCUGGAUUUAUCAUCAAACAUUGAGAACCUACCUGUAUGCCUUGUUAAUGAUGUUGAUGAUGAGAACGGACCAAGCUACUUCAACUAUGUUACUGGAGCGAUGUAUUUGCGACCGCUUAGCAAGACUAAACCAUUACAGAGUUGCAAUUGCCAUAGUGUGUUCUUGCCUGGCAACGCAUAUUGUUCAUGCGCACAACUGAAUGGUGGUGAUCUUCCUUUUACCUCAUCAGGAUUGCUUGUGAAAUACAUUCCGAUGAUUUACGAAUGCUCUUCUAAUUGUCAGUGUUCUCAACAUUGCCGAAACAGGAUCACACAGAAGGGUAUCAGUCUGAACUUUGAGGUCUUUUGUACUGGGGACCGUGGAUGGGGUGUCCGGUCUUGGGACCCGAUCUGUGCUGGCACAUUCAUUUGUGAGUAUGCUGGCGAAGUCAUUGAUGAAACAAAUAUGAACAUGGACGACGAGGAAGAUGAAUAUACCUUUCACACAUCAUGGCCCAGUGAUAAGGUUUUAAGAUGGACUGUCACAAGUGAGAGCUUAAAGAAAUUACCUAUCGUCAUAAGUGCAAAAAAAUCAGGCAAUGUGGCUCGUUUUCUGAACCAUAGCUGUUCCCCCAAUCUCCUUUGGCAGCCCAUACAGUAUGACCAUGGCGAUGGCAGUUACCCACAUAUCAUGUUUUUUGCAAUGAAACAUAUUCCUCCCAUGAUUACGGUACAAGAGGAGCUCCUCCUGGCAUUAAGGGAAAAUUUCCAAAUGCUUGCAAACUCAAGCCAUGCGUAUGCGGCUCUACCAAUUGCCUAG